This is a messenger RNA of Lathyrus sativus (Indian pea), 450 nucleotides long. The record is from the annotation of a GenBank genome assembly. NCBI's taxonomy places the organism in Eukaryota, Viridiplantae, Streptophyta, Magnoliopsida, Fabales, Fabaceae.
AUGAGAGGAGAAUGGAACGAUUUACAAGCACUCUUUAUGAAGGAUUGUCCUUAUGCAUAUUAUGUUUAUUGCUUUGCUCAUCGAUUGCAACUUGCUUUGGUUACUGCAUCAAGAGAAGUUAAACCAAUGCAUCAAUUCUUUGAGAAGCUUACUUUAAUUGUCAAUGUUGUUUGUUCUUCUACAAAGCGCCACAACAAGUUACAAACUUCUCAAUUAGAUGAAAAUGAACACUUAUUAGAGAUUGGUGAAAUUGUAACUGGUAAAGGUGAAAAUCAAAUUGGUACUUUAAAGCCAGUUGAGGAUAGUCGUUGGGGGUCACAUUUCUCUUCUAUUUAUAGCUUAAUGAAUAUGUAUGAAGCAGCUUGUCAUGUUUCAAGAAAACUUGCAAAGGAAGGAUUAAGUAAUGCUUCAUGUGGAGAUGCUAAUAGUGCUUACAAUUAUUUAAAGUAA